Molecule: messenger RNA, 1617 nt
Organism: Xenia sp. Carnegie-2017
Lineage: Eukaryota; Metazoa; Cnidaria; Anthozoa; Malacalcyonacea; Xeniidae
Exons: 1
Coding region: 1-1617 (538 amino acids)
Source: RefSeq, a predicted model, not a curated record
AUGAUUGGAAUUGACAAGGAAGAUAGAGACAUGCUUCGUUUUUUGUGGCUAAGGGACGCUAGGGAUCCUCAUUCAGAAGUAUUAAAGCUAAGGUUUUGUCGAUUGGUUUUUGGUCUACGACCUUCGCCAGCAAUUCUAGGAGCUACUAUCAACCAUCAUUUGAAGACACACGAGAAGCAGGAGCCAGAAACUGUUGAACACUUGAAAAAUUCUCUGUAUGUCGAUGAUUUUGUGUCCGGUGCUGAAACCGAUGAAACCGCUUUGCAAAUAUACAAGGGAACAAAGCAGUUGAUGGCCAAGGGUGGAUUCAACUUGCGAAAAUGGAACUCGAAUUCCAGUAACGUAGUGAAGUCUAUCGAAGCGUUAGAAGGUAAAAAGAAUUUGAGCUUGAUUAGUGACAAAUCAAGCGUUACUCAAGAUGAUCAGUCCUUUACAAAGUCGACAAUUGCAAAAGAGUCACUGCUCACGGAACCCACUCAAGUCAAAGUACUAGGAAUGGUGUGGGAUACGGUGGAGGACACAUUUCUAUUCAAUUUGACUGAAAUAAUCGAGUACGCCAAUUCUUUACCUGUCACAAAGCGAUCGUUGUUGAAAUGGUCAUCUAAAAUCUUCGAUCCCCUUGGAUUCUUGUCUCCUUUUACGAUAAGGCUCAAGAUUCUGUUUCAAAUCAUGUGCUUGGAUAGAUUGGGAUGGGACUGUGAACUGCAUGGCAAUCUACGUGAACAGUGGAACGUUUUAUUGUCAGAGUUAAAGUUUCUAAAUGAUGUUCGUGUACCGAGGUGCUAUUAUCUACUCCAACCGAAAUACCUUACUACACAAGUUCAUGGAUUCAGUGAUGCAUCUGAAAGUGCAAUUGGUGCUGUUGUCUAUGUAAGAACAGUCUAUGAGAAUGGUACCAUCGACGUGAAAUUAAUCGCUUCAAAGACAAAGGUCGCACCAGUGAAAAAGCAAACGAUUCCCCGUUUAGAGCUGGUGGCAGCGACUGUACUAGCGAAGUUAGUAGAGUCUUUGUUAAAGGCACUCAAGUGGAGUCUGGAAGUUUUUUAUUGGGUUGAUUCGAUGACAGCACUCCACUGGAUACGAAACGAUCGAGCAUGGAAACCAUUCGUGCAGCAUCGAGUGAACAAGAUUCGAAGUAUUUCGUUGACGGAAUCUUGGAACUUUUGUCCUGGAUCACUUAAUCCUGCAGAUUUACCCUCACGAGGUAUUUCUGGGCAACUACUUUCGAAUUCUUCCUUAUGGUUCAAUGGACCCAAAUUCUUGGCAAGGGGCGAAGAAGAGUGGCCAAAACGUCCAGUUGGCAACCUCUCACAAAGUGACGAAGUUCUGAGGAAAAUUGUGAAAGAGCAUCCGAAUGUCGUAAGAUCACUAGUUUCGAAUGAAAUCGAACAACGAGCCAUGCCAGAUCUUAACAAAGCAAUCGACACUACUCGUUAUAGCUCCAUGAAGAAACUUCUUCGAACAACUGCUUAUGUAAUGAGAUUCAUCAACAUAUUAAAGAAGAUGCCACGGUGCGAGCGAACAACAAACAAACUCACAACCUCAGAAGAACUAAGCUCAGACGAAAUAAGGAAAGCAGCUGCUGUGGAUAAGGUCUAUUCAACAACUAUCCUUUGA